GGCGCUGACCACAGCAGGCCGCAGAAGGGUCAGGCGGGCCUUGGAGAAGAGAUGCCGGGCAAACGGUCUGACGAGGAGUCGGUGGAGGUGGAGGCUGGGGAGGAUGAAGGUGAGCAAAGCCUGGGGGGCCUGACCAAGGAGGAGCUCCGGCAGGGCCAGGAGGCCGCCCUGGCGCUGGAGGACAUGAUGGCGCUGAGUGCCCAGACCCUGGUCCGGGCCGAGGUGGACGAGCUCUACCAGGAAGUGCGUCCCCUGGGCCAGGGCCGCUUCGGCCGCGUCCUGCUGGUCACCCAUCGUCAGAAAGGCACGCCCCUGGCCCUGAAGCAGCUCCCGAAGCCCUCCACCUCCCUCCGUGGCUUCCUGUAUGAGUUCUGCGUGGGCCUCUCGCUGGGCGUGCACGCGGCCGUCGUAACCGCCUACGGCAUCGGCCUCGAGUCAGCCGACUCCUACAGCUUCCUGACGGAGCCCGUUUUGCACGGGGACCUCAUGGCCUUCAUCCAGCCCAAGGUGGGCCUCCCACAGCCGGCCGUCCAGCGCUGCGCCGCCCAGCUGGCCUCGGCCCUGGAGCACAUCCACUCCCUCGGCCUGGUGUACCGGGACCUCAAGCCGGAGAAUGUGCUGGUGUGUGACCCCGACUGCCAGCACUUCAAGCUGACCGACUUCGGCCACACACGGCCCCGUGGGACCCUGCUCCGCCUGACGGGGCCGCCCAUCCCCUACACGGCCCCCGAGCUCUGUGCGCCCCCGCCGCUCCCCGAGGGCCUGCCCAUUCAGCCUGCCCUGGACGCCUGGGCGCUGGGGGUGCUGCUCUUCUGCCUCCUCACUGGCUACUUCCCCUGGGACCAGCCCCUGGCCGAGGCCGACCCCUUCUAUGAGGACUUCCUCAUCUGGCAGGCCUCGGGCCAGCCCCAGGACCGCCCUCAGCCCUGGUUCGGCCUGGCCCCCGAGGCGGACGCUCUUCUGUGGGGGCUGCUGGACCCUCAUCCCCGCAGGAGGAGCCCUGUGAGCGCUAUCAGGGGCUACCUGGGGCGCCCCUGGAGGCAGCAGGCCGGGGAGGAGGCGGGGGAGUGA
Molecule: messenger RNA, 1071 nt
Organism: Propithecus coquereli (Coquerel's sifaka)
Lineage: Eukaryota; Metazoa; Chordata; Mammalia; Primates; Indriidae
Gene: SBK2
Product: SH3 domain binding kinase family, member 2
Exons: 4
Coding region: 52-1071 (339 amino acids)
Biological process (GO): peptidyl-serine phosphorylation; peptidyl-threonine phosphorylation
Molecular function (GO): ATP binding; protein serine/threonine kinase activity
Source: RefSeq, a predicted model, not a curated record